Molecule: messenger RNA, 3389 nt
Organism: Marchantia polymorpha subsp. ruderalis
Lineage: Eukaryota; Viridiplantae; Streptophyta; Marchantiopsida; Marchantiales; Marchantiaceae
Source: the annotation of a GenBank genome assembly
ACCAACCAUUUGCAGCUGCUUGGGGUACAGCAAUAUUUACUAAAUGAUCAAAAUUCGACAUGAAGCUUGACCUGUACAUGUCAAUAUGUGACAAAUAUCUCUCGAAAUUCGGUGCCUCGAAGAUAGUCGAGAAAGUCAAGACACAAAGUAUAUGGUUUCUGAAAGAAUCGUCCUUGCCACAAUGUGAUGGGGUCGUCAACGCUCAGAUCUAGAGAGAAGGUGCAAUCUCUUCGUGAACUCCCUCGACUCUCUCUCUCUCUGCUGUAACUGGUAAGCUGCAUCCCUGAGCGUGAUUAACGCUAGAGAAGACGAGAGAAUUAUCGACCAAGUUGAUCAAACAUGCUGAUACUCUGCAUCUUGUCAUCCUUCUGACCACUGAGGCCGGACGCCCGAAACUCACUGGCGGCGAGCCCACGGGUGUAAAAGUACGCCAUGAAGGACCUAAAACACUUGUACCAGUAAAGAAAGUAGUUGCAGGAGAUGAACAAGAAGAGCCUUCUUUGGAAGUCACGCUCCCGCUUAUAAGGAAGGACGCCGUAGGAGACUUUUGUUGUGACAGUAUCCACGAGUACCGGAAGUCACAGUCCAGGGCCAAGGCAGAUGUUCGAGCUUAAAGGGUCCUUUCUGGAGGCUGAGUCCAAGAAAACGGCAACCAUUCCAUGCUCGCUGACGAGCUUCCUUCGUAGCACAAAUCGGACGAAUUCACCGAGUCCCGCCCCAGCUGCUGACUUUUAGCCUGUCCGAUCAAGCGGGCUGUUCCUCAUCUAAGGGGAUCGUCACUGCUCUUCUCGGUCUUUACCAUCGUUCUAAGCGGAUGUUCGACAUCCCAGCGCCUUGUUUACAAUAGUUCGGACAAGUGCAGUGGUCCACUACAGCUCCGUACAUUCAUUGACUCAUUCUAGAAGAUGACAUCUUUUCUCUUCGUGAGUCGUCUCUUGAUAGCUCGGCGCUCUUUGGCAUGGUGCCUCGGACUCGUUCAGUAGAAUGUCUUCAUUCUAGAUACACCUGAACGGAAUUCAUGCACAACGGAACGAGAUUCAAUCUUCGACAACCAUCUUGUAGAAUGCUUCCCGGCAAGCUUUUUCAUGUUGUCACACUGAUCGGAGUUUUGAUUAUGCAGUGUAGAAAUUCAAGGGUAGAUGCAAAUUUUACGAUGGGAACCAUGGAUUCGCCUUUCGACUGUAGCGAGGACGGAAAUUUAUGGUGUGAAGGAACGGCCAGUACAGAAGAUGGUAAUUUGGUUCUCACUGAUUUUCAAGAGUCUCAGGGAUUGGUUUUGAGGAGGGAUCCCAUCAUUCUGCUGCAGAAUGGGACUGGUCGAUGGGAUUCUUUCAGAACUUCCUUCCGCUUUACAAUGAAACCCGGUGGCGAUGGCAUUUCUACUUUCAAUGGCGAUGGGAUGGCGCUUGUGAUGCUCAAUGUUUCGCAAUACGAUAGACGCAUGGGAGGCUCUUUCGUCGUGUACGGGAAUGAGAACGUGCCCCAAGUCAAAACUCUGGCAGUCGAGUUCGACACAUAUUGGAAUGCGGAAGAUGAAGACGACGGUGAUAACCACGUCGGAGUGGACACGGACAGUCGGAUUUCGAAAGUGGCGAGGGACGCAUCAGAAGUGAACGUCGAGCUUCUGGGAAAUCGAACAUUGUUCGCUUGGGUGGACUUCGACUCACCGACGAACAUGUUGGAGGUGAGACUAAGUUACAACUACUCCAAACCUGGGCGAGCCUUAUUAUCUUACGAGGCGAACCUCUCCGAUAUCUUCGGUCGAGAUCCCGAAGUGUACUUCGGGUUUUCAGCAUCAAACGGAUUGCCUGUAGGAGGACAACAUUCUGUCAUGGAGUGGAAGUUCGAGUCGUUUCCUGCAAAGUUUGGCGACUUAGAGCUGAACGAGACUCCUGCAUCAGCUCCUGCUGAAUCAUCUGGAAACUGGAAGAAGGUGGCCCUCAAUGCAUCACUGGGAACCUUAGGUGCAGUCGUUCUGCUUUCAAUCUUGGUAUUCCUGGUGUGGAAACGGAUUCGAAGGUCGACCCCUGAGUCCGCAGACUCUGGAACGAGAGCCUUGGCACCUGCAGCAAUCCUUCUCGAAGAUACGUCUGCCACAGUCCGGUACACGUACGACCAACUGAAAAAGGCCACUCUCCACUUCUCAGACAGGAACAAACUUGGUCAGGGAGGAUUCGGAAGUGUGUACAAAGGCCUUCUGCCGACGACAGGCCAGAUGGUGGCCGUGAAGAAAGUGAGUAAGGCCUCGAGGCAAGGCGACCGAGAGUUUGCGGCUGAAGUUUCCAUCAUCAGCCACCUCCGGCACCGAAACAUCGUUAGACUUCUGGGCUGGUGCAGACACAGAGCUCAGUUGCUUCUGGUGUACGAGUACAUGCCGAAUGGAAGUCUCGACAAGGCUCUUUUCGAGCCCACCCAAGAGUCGGUGCUGUCGUGGAAUGUCAGAUUCCAAAUCAUCACAGGUGCUGCGGAGGCUUUGUGCUAUCUUCACGAGGGCUCUCGCCAGAAGGUGAUCCACAGGGAUUUCAAGCCCAGUAACAUAUUACUCGACGAGGAUUACAAUGCCAUGUUGGGGGAUUUCGGCCUGGCUCGCAUGGUGGAUCGUCACAAGAGUCUUGCCACCACUCUGCUGGCCGGAACGUACGGCUACAUCGCUCCGGAAACACCUUCCACGGGCAAGUUUACGCAGAAGACGGACGUGUUCGCAUUCGGAGCCGUGGCCCUGGAAGUUGCUUGCGGAAAAGUGGCUUACAGUGCUCAGCGUCCGCACGAGGAAAGGCUGCUCGUAGAUUGUGUGUGGAGAGCCUUCACCGAUGGAAGGCUGAUGAGCGUCGUGGAUCCGAGACUGGCAGGCAAUUACGACCCGGAGAAAAUGGAAACCUUGCUUCUUCUGGGGCUGUUGUGCUCGCAUCGGUCACCUGAAGAGCGGCCUUCAAUGCGAAGAGUGGUGGAGAUUUUAGCAGGAAGUGUACAACUGCCCCCGAUCCCGACGUCCAUCUAUGUAUAUAACGAGCAUAGUCAAUUUCGAUUUAAAUCUGUGGCCUACUCAUCGUCAUUGUCUAGUAUGUGGGACAGUCACUCCGAUUCCUUCAAGAGAGAUGCAGAUUCAACGUCCUUCUCUUUCUCCCAUUCUUUUUCGCGCUCGAUACCCUCCACCGGGCAUUCAGGCUAUGACCUUCACGUUCAAGGCAGCGGCAGAGCUCUCGCUCAAUCAGCUGUAGAAGAGGCUGCUUAGCUAGGACGUGGUUGCUGUGAGUGUGAAUUUUAUAUGCAAGUUGGGCCGACUCCGAUUGGAUAUGGAGCUGUAAAUACAAACUGGUGUACAUAGACAUGUUGACAAGGUUGUACUUUAAUGGGGAUUUAUCCACGAUGACUCACCGUGAUGUUUUGGG